AUGGGUGAAAAAUACUGGGACUGGGUCGAGCGGCCUCUGCCAGGCAAGCCCCGCUUUUUCGAGGGCGAGUUCUACGAGACCUUCUCAAAGACGGCGUGGUGGGUCGUGCCGCUGAUCUGGCUGCCCGUCGCCGCCGCCGCCGCCGCGGUCUCGCUCCGCGAGCUGGCCGACGACGCCGCGUCGGCGGCGCUCUCGGCGGCCGCGCAGCAGGAGCACGACCCGCAGCAGCAGCCGCGCGGCGCCUGGGACGGCCCCGCCGCCGCCGCGGCGCUGCCGCGGCUGGCCGGGCUCGUGUUUGCCGGCGUCGCGCUGUGGCAGCUCCUCGAGUACUCCAUCCACCGCUUCGCCUUCCACGCGCGCGGCGCCGGCUACUGGGCCAUCACAAUCCACUUCCUCUUCCACGGCUGCCACCACAAGUACCCCUCAGACGGCCUGCGCCUCGUCUUCCCGCCCGUCCCCGCGGCCGCCAUCGCGUCCCUCAUCUACUCCGCCGCCCGCCUCGCCCUCGCGCGUGGGCCGGCGCUCGGGCUCAUGGCGGGGGUCGUUCUCGGGUACGUCGCCUAUGACUGCACCCACUACGCGCUGCACCACGGCGGGAAGCUGCCGCUCGGCUUCCUGCGGCGCCUGCGGGCGCGGCACGAGCACCAUCACUACCAGGACGGCACCCGAGGGUUCCAGAUCAGCUCUGUGCUUUUUGAUGUCGUCUUUGGUACCAGCAUGCGCCCCGACGCCGGCCGGCGUGCGCGGGCCGCCAAGUAG
Molecule: messenger RNA, 759 nt
Organism: Monoraphidium neglectum
Lineage: Eukaryota; Viridiplantae; Chlorophyta; Chlorophyceae; Sphaeropleales; Selenastraceae
Exons: 1
Coding region: 1-759 (252 amino acids)
Biological process (GO): lipid biosynthetic process; fatty acid metabolic process
Cellular component (GO): endoplasmic reticulum; membrane
Molecular function (GO): iron ion binding; fatty acid 2-hydroxylase activity
Source: RefSeq, a predicted model, not a curated record